AUUGAAUGUACCUCAGUUAAACUGAAAAAACUUCAUUGUAUUAAUGAAUUGUCCAAGUUUUAUUCAGUAACAUCGUUAGAAACAACAUUUUCGCUCACUUAUCUCUGUGUCUUAUUUGGCAUUAGUAAUAACACUAUUACAAACUGUAGAUUACUCACUUUAAAUCAUGUCAUGUAUAUUUAAUGGCAAAAACCAUUUAAUGCUCAUGGAAACUAGUGGAAUAUACAAUCGAAUAUAUUGAAGUCUUUGAAUCUCGAUACAAGAAUCAAAGAUAAUACACCGAACAAUUCUGCUUUGUCAGUUAAUUUAUUUAUUCAAACUGUACAGUCGUAUUUAUAGGGAAUGAAAUCAUUUCAUGACACUGAGCUUCGUAUUGUCUCCUCACCCUAUCAACUACCUUAUUGAACUAUAUCAUUUUGUCUUUAUAUGUUCAUGAUCUAUUGUGAAAUAUGCUAUACUGGUUUUCCUGAACGAACACUCUCUAAACACAUCCUUUAAUUUUAACUUGUUUUAAUUUCUCUUGGAAAUUCCGUUCAUAUCUCUCCAUACAUAAAUAACCUUCAAAAUGAUUUACACAACUAAACGAUUUAGACGAAAUACAGUGGUGUUAACAAUUUAUCAUAUCCAACCUAAAAUUUAUGUGCCAAAAAAAUAUUUGUAUUUUAGAUUAUGAGGCUAUAUUUGCCUAAAUUAUAUCUUAUAUUUAUAACAAAUACAAUUAUCCUAUCUGGUGUAAUAUGCAAUGAAAUUCAUAGUAAAUCCACAGAGUAUGGUGAACAUUAUAUUCAUCCGAACGAUCUGUUAUAUCCUACGCUAUAUGAAAAUAUUGAAGAUGAUUUAACAUUCAAUGAAAUGAAUGAUGACAAUGAUAAUAAUAAUAAUGAUGAUCAUAUAACUUUCAAAAGUCAACAACAUAUUAAUGAUCGAUUAUUUCAACCGACUAAAGAUCAUAGACAUUGGUUAAAUACUGAAAAUAUACAACAUAAUCAACAUGAUGAAAAUCAACAUGAACAUCAAGAAAGAAUAAUUUCAAAUAAUCUUAUUAAGAAAAUUACAGAGAAUUUAUUGAAACAAUCAACAAUGCAACAGAAUAUCCCUACUUCACCAUCAUCAACAUCAUCAUCAUCAUCUUUACCAUCAUCUUCAGAAUCAACAGCAUCAUUAUUGCCAACAUCAUCUAUAUUUCAUUCAUCAUCUAGAUCAGUAUUACCAAAUUUAUGGUCAAAGAAUUCAUUAUAUAGACCAUAUCGAUUGAAACGUGAUGAUCUUGGCUGGAAACGAAGUAUUCAUUAUAAUGUGUGAAUCAAUGACAGAAUUAAUAAAUAACAAUGAACAUAAUGUCAUGAACAAUUAAUUAAUUAAGAUACUACUAAAUAUAUUUAAAAGUUAAUAAAUUAAUUAAACAGGGGGUUAUCUUAUUUUUGAACAGAAUAUAUACAUAUAUACACUAUAUCUAUAAUAAAAUUUAAAGUAAUAUACAUAAAACUAUCCUCAUUCUACA
Molecule: messenger RNA, 1501 nt
Organism: Schistosoma haematobium
Lineage: Eukaryota; Metazoa; Platyhelminthes; Trematoda; Strigeidida; Schistosomatidae
Exons: 3
Coding region: 670-1302 (210 amino acids)
Source: RefSeq, a predicted model, not a curated record